This is a messenger RNA of Triticum turgidum subsp. durum (durum wheat), 1986 nucleotides long. The record is from the annotation of a GenBank genome assembly. NCBI's taxonomy places the organism in Eukaryota, Viridiplantae, Streptophyta, Magnoliopsida, Poales, Poaceae.
AUGAGGAUGUUGAAGGAUCAUCAACACUCUAUCUAUGUCCAGUAUGGCUACCCUCCCGGAGCUCAACACAACAGACUGACAGUAGCGAGCAUCCAGCAGCUCUGGAAUGAGUGGGAGAUCCAGUGCUUGGUGCUUGUGAGCUUCUCCCUGCAAGUCUUCCUCCUCUUCUUCGCGGGGCUCCGGAAGCGCCAUCGCUCUCGCAUUCUCAGCCUGCUGCUGUGGCUUGCCUACCUGUUGGCCGACACCGUCGCGGUCUUCGUUCUCGGCCGCCUCACACGUGUUGGAGGCGACGACUCACUGGUGCUCUUCUGGGCACCGUUCAUGUUGCUCCACCUCGGAGGGCAGGACACCAUCACAGCCUUCUCCAUGGAGGACUGCGCACUGUGGAAGAGGCACCUGCUGAACCUCACCACCCAGGUGGCACUGGCCAUCUACGUCGUGGGCAAGCAAUGGCAAGGGGACAAGCAACUUGUGGCUCCCAUGGUGCUAAUCUUCAUCUCUGGGACAGCCAAAUACAUGGAGAGAAUAUGGAUACUUGGGAGAGCCGGCUCAUGGGGACCUAUAAGCAGGCCUUGGGGUCCGUUGUGUGGGCAGAAAAGAACCCUGGGGGUCAGGCUUGACACACAUGCUCCUAUCUGGUCAUUGUUCUCUUCUGACAUGGAGGAUGUGGCUCAUGACAUGUUUUAUAAUAGCAUGAACUAUUUCAUGAACAGGACUAGUAAACGGCUUCGCGGGACUGGUUUAGGUCAGGAGGAACGAGAUCGUCUCAAGUCAGACGAGGGAGUUAACUUGGCAUACAAGUUGGCUGAGACCCAACUCUCAUUGAUCUAUGACUUCUUGUACACCAAGUUUGGAAGCCUCGAUGGUGUGUUGCACCGUCUCACCAUCCUUGUCAUAAACUCUACAGCUCUCGCUCUGUUUGCUGUUCAUCAUAAGGGAGGGAUGGGGCGAUCAGAAGCUGUGAAGUACUACUACAGAGUAGCUGAUGUUGCCAUCUCUUACAUAUUGCUUGUGGGUGCAGUGGCGUUUGAGAUAUCCUCUAUAUUGAUGUGGCUCAUGACAUCAUAUUCGCCAUCCAACGUAUGCACAGGACCAAGCGGAGGCCAUAGUCCAAGAAUUGUGCUUAGCAUCCUCAAGCGCCUCCGCCCAGCACCGAAAAGCAACAGAUUGGAGUGGUCAGGUAAGCUGUGGCAGUAUAACUUUAUUGAUGAAAUCAUCCAAAAGGAGAAGGCAACAAGGGAAUAUGGAUGGCUGAAACGGAUGAUGUGGCGUAUCGGCAUCAAGCAAUACCACCACACAACCAAACAUGUUGCCAUCUCCCCAGAGGUAAAGAAGGUGUUCCUUGAUAAGCUGUGUGACAAUCACUGGAAGUUGUACUUCAGCAGCUUCACUGCCGAGUGGGCAGCUUAUAUUCCUUCCUCCUCCUCUGGGUUUGGUGCAGCUAAGCAGAAAGUCCGAGGCAUCUUCAAAGACAGGGAUUUUGUAUCAAGUGCCUUUCUUUGGCACCUUGUGACAGACAUAUGCCUAGUAAGGGACGAGACGCCCUCUGAGCUUAGAACCUGCAGCCAACACGUGUCCAAUUACAUCAUGCACCUGGUCUACAAGUGCAACUUGAUGGUUGAUGCUGACGGGUGUUUAUUUUUCGAAGAAUGUAUAAAGUGGAUUGGCGCGUUUUGCAAAGAUGCCAACUAUGAUAAGAGGGACCUCCUCCAGAGAUUCUACGGUGACGAUUCUCACUCUGAAGGUUCAGUUGGCCAUCUAGCUAGUCUAGCUACUGAUGUGGCUUUUCUGCUCAACGGUGAAGUAGCAGCUGCUGAUCGGUGGGAGAUGAUCGCAACGGUAUGGAUGGAAAUGCUCUGCUACAUCGCAGUCAACUGUGAUCAUGGGUUCCAUGCCAAGCAGCUGAGCGCUGGAGGGGAGUUCCUCACUCAUGCCAAGAUGAUCAUGUUUCCCAUACUACAACUGGCUGAUCCCGAUGAGCAGUGA